UUUCGGAAGUUGAAAGGAGAUUGAUUUUUGACAAAAAGAUGGCUGAAGAAGAGAAUCCAGUAGAAGAAUUUGAAGAAAUCCACUUUCUGAAAGACCGGCAUGUUGUUUUUUUUCAGAGGUGUUUGCAAAUCUUACCGGAGAGAUACUCUUCGCUGGAAACCAGCAGGCUAACCAUUGUGUUCUUUGCACUUUCUGGCCUGGACGUGUUGAAUACCUUGGAUGUGGUGGAUAAGCCAAGCCUAAUAGAAUAUGUCUAUUCAUUACAAGUCCUUCCCACAGAAGAUAAGUCCAAUCUAGGACGCUGUGGAUUCAGAGGGUCUUCACAUCUGGGAAUUCCAUACAAUCCAUCUAAGAGUCCUGGAGUGAAUCACCCCUAUGACAGCGGCCAUAUUGCAAUGACCUAUACAGGUCUUGCUUGCCUAAUUAUCUUGGGAGAUGAUCUGAGUCGAGUGAAUAAAGAAGCAUGUUUGGCAGGACUAAAAGCACUCCAGCUGGAGGAUGGCAGUUUCUACGCUGUCCCAGAAGGAAGUGAGAAUGACAUGCGGUUUGUCUACUGUGCUGCCUGUAUAUGCUACAUGCUCAAUGACUGGUCAGGCAUGGAUAUCAAGAAAGCAGUAGAUUACAUCAGGAGAAGUAUGUCCUAUGACAAUGGUGUUUCACAAGGAGCAGGAUUGGAAUCACAUGGUGGAUCUACAUUCUGUGCCAUUGCUACCAUCUGUCUCAUGGGUAAACUUGAGGAGAUCUUCACAGAGAAAGAACUGAACAGGAUAAGAAGGUGGUGCAUUAUGAGGCAGCAAAAUGGUUUUCAUGGGCGGCCCAACAAACCUGUGGAUACAUGUUACUCCUUCUGGGUUGGAGCUACCCUUGAGCUCUUAGAAGUUUUCCAGUACACUAAUUUUCAAAAGAACCGGAACUACAUCUUGUCAACUCAGGAUCGGCUUGUUGGUGGAUUUGCAAAAUGGCCUGACAGCCAUCCAGAUGCGCUGCAUGCAUAUUUUGGGAUCUGUGCUCUGUCUCUGAUUGGCGAGUACAACCUGCGUAAAGUGCACCCUGCUUUGAAUGUAAGCAGAAGGGCUUUUGAACAUCUUCAGCACCUGCAUCAGACAUGGAGAGCACAGAACAGUAACCCCCAUACAGAAUCCUUGCCCAUCUGCACAUGACACUUCGAUGGACUAAUGAGAAUGAAAAAAUGAAAAUAAGAAAUGUAUUAGAGCAACAGUUUAAAAAGCCAUGUGUAACCAAGUGUGCAGUUCACUAGCAUUUGACUUUAUGUACCAAAUCAAUUAUUGUGAAUAAUAUCAGUGUUACAAGGGUUAGUGGGUGUUAUGUUCAUAAUUGCUUGUGAUUGAAAUUAAGGAGUGAACAUUACAAAUAACAUGUGUGCAACGUCUUUUAUAGAUUUAAUGAAAGUGUACUGUAGGUAAAAGUGGCCUUUUGGUGACCUGGCAAACUUAUACGAUUCAUGGUAUGGGUCUUUCAUGAUUUAAAGUUUUUAUGACCCAGGAAGAUAUAUUUUUUCAGGGUUCUUGACCUACAUAUUUUUUUUGUAAAUGUUUCUGGCAGUUUAAUUUUGAGUUAGUUUUCAGACUUUCUGCCUUCACACAUUUCUUAAAGCUUUUUAGUUGUUUAAACGUUUAUGUCAGAAAUACUUUGCCAAACAUUUUUCUUUUUUGCAAACCAAAAUAGGCUUAAAAACCUGAUCGUGUGAUCUGAAAAAAAAGAAAAACAAUCUCAGUCUUGGAAGUUUGUCCCAGAGUCAUACCUUAUUUAUUUUUGUAAGCAAGUUGAGGUCACACAGCAUAAUAAGCUGAUUAUGACUUCAAUCACUGAUACAAUAUUUCACUGAGGCACUUAUACUGGCUGUUUUUGAUUCCAGCUCUUCCUAAAAUAACCUAUGAUAACAAUAUAAAUGAUAUAUUUAAUGUUGUAUGUGCCUCAGCCAAAAAUAAUGACAUGCAUCUAUCCAAAGUAAAUCAUAAAGGGUCAGUCUGUAUUGCUGCUGUUAGGCAUUUAAACUUUAAACUCAGGCUUUAUCAGCUUUGACAUCUUUUAUAGUCAGUACAGAGUUCUAUUGUAUUAUUCUCACAAUAAAGUUUCAUUACAGGCAGUGUCCAGUGAACUAUCAGUACCACUGAAAGAAUAUCAAUGAUAUGAUUGUUUUCACAUUUCUAUUUUACUUAAUGGUUAUCAACUAUUUGAUCUAAUAUGACAUAUCCCCUUGUCCACAAAAAACUCCCAAUUGAAUUUGUGAAUUUCAGGAACUUUUUAAUAUAUUUAAAUAUUACAACCAAGAUCCCAUGUCUCAUGGGAAAAAAAGGAAAAAAGUCAAAAUGGGCUACAAAAAAGGAAAUGUGAGGUCAGAUGGUGUUCCCAUAGCAGCAGGCAUAAUCUUAAUGGAAUACAAGAUUCAAGGCACGGGUCAGAAGUAAAUGAACCAAUCCAUGCACAAGAAUGUGUGUACCACGUGAGGCUUAAAGUGGUUCAAAUGUGUUUAAAGUGCAAAAUAUGCUCUAAAUCCCACCUUUUGUACUUCAAUUUAAAUCCUAGCCCAAUGGACUUUGAGAAUUCCUUCAUGUUGGAUCUUGUUAUUUCAAUAAGCUGCAGGACCUGUACAUACUCUGCUUUUAUAAAUUUUAUCGCUUCCAUGUUUCUAAUAAAGCUUGUGUGGCCUUAC
This is a messenger RNA of Polyodon spathula (Mississippi paddlefish), 2674 nucleotides long. Its product is annotated as geranylgeranyl transferase type-1 subunit beta-like. The coding region runs from base 39 to 1160 and encodes 373 amino acids. Gene Ontology annotation, molecular function: CAAX-protein geranylgeranyltransferase activity. The record is from RefSeq and is a predicted model, not a curated record. Gene Ontology annotation, biological process: protein geranylgeranylation. NCBI's taxonomy places the organism in Eukaryota, Metazoa, Chordata, Actinopteri, Acipenseriformes, Polyodontidae. Gene Ontology annotation, cellular component: CAAX-protein geranylgeranyltransferase complex. The transcript is spliced from 9 exons.